UAAGCAUGCAGGUAAACUGUGGUUUGCCUACGCCUACAUCUCAGAUGCAAUACAGCUUCGGAGCAUUACAUACAGAAGCACUGGGUUUCUCAGUAGCUCAAAAAAGUCUUCAUGAUGUUCCUUGCUAAAGCUUUGCUGAGCGGAGGAAGUGGUAGUGGUCAUGGAAGCAGCCUUGCACGUGGCCUUGGAGGUCUCCUGACAGGAGAUGGGCAUGGAAGGAAUCUUGGAGGACUUGUUGGAGGUCUUGUCAAUCUCAUAAGUGAAGCAGCAGCUCAGUAUAAUCCGGAGCCACCUCCACCUCCACACCAUCAUUUUACGAAUGUGGAAGCUUACGAGAGUGAGGAGAUCAGACAGUUUCGUCGCCUUUUUGUCCAGCUUGCUGGAGAUGACAUGGAAGUGUCUGCCACAGAGCUAAGGGACAUCCUGAACAAAGUUGUAUCCAGACAUCAAGACUUGAAAACAGAUGGCUUCAGCUUGGACACGUGCCGUAGCAUGGUAGCUGUCAUGGACAAUGAUACAAAUGGAAAACUGGGCUUUGAAGAGUUUAAGUAUCUGUGGAACAACAUCAAGAAAUGGCAGUGUGUUUACAAGCAGUAUGAUACUGAUCAAUCAGGCACUGUUGGCAGAGCUCAGCUGCCAGGUGCCUUGAAGGCUGCAGGGUUCCACCUGAACGAGCAGCUUUGCCAAGCGAUCAUACGCAGGUAUGCUGACGAGCAUGGCAGCAUGGACUUCAACGACUUCAUUAGCUGCUUGGUACGACUGGACAGCAUGUUCCGGACCUUCAAGUCCCUGGACCCAGAUGGAGAAGGACGGAUUAAAGUGACCAUUGAAGACUGGCUAGAGCUGACCAUGUAUUCAUGAAGGUGUACCAGCGAGGAAAAGCUUCAUCUGGAAGAUACAUACAGAAGACUACAAUCUUCUACUAUAGAACUGUAGUCUUUUCCUUGUUCUGAGGCAGAUGUAGCCUGUGGCAGAUAGCUCAAAGUGUUGUGGUUCCUCUUCUGCAUGCAUUAUCUGCUUUUCUGAAGGGUUUGGGUUAGUUGUCAGUUGAACAGCUGCAUGUCUCAGAAAACUAUCUCUAGAUUCUGAAGUGUGGGAAUGUGUGGAAGGAUCAAAGCUUAGUUAUUCAUGUAAAGUGGCUUGUAUGUGAGUAUAACUAUUACAUAAAAGCUCAUAAGUUUGGUGUUGAUGUUACUGUUCCAACUCUUCAGCAUUUGCUAAGCUGGAAUAAAGCACUGUUUGCGUAAAGGCAAUCACCAGUAAA
Melopsittacus undulatus (budgerigar) is the source of this 1264-nucleotide messenger RNA. RefSeq names its product calpain small subunit 2 (gene CAPNS2). The coding region runs from base 112 to 861 and encodes 249 amino acids. The record is from RefSeq and is a predicted model, not a curated record. Gene Ontology annotation, cellular component: calpain complex. The transcript has a single exon. Gene Ontology annotation, molecular function: calcium ion binding. NCBI's taxonomy places the organism in Eukaryota, Metazoa, Chordata, Aves, Psittaciformes, Psittaculidae.